AUAGAAGUGCCGCGCAAAGUGACGUUUAAGCUCAGUGAGUUCGAGCGCGCUGUUCGCGACUCUUUCUCUUAUUCAGCUGAUCCGAGUGGAUACGCGCAUCGUUGUUGGAAACAGAAACGACGACUCAGAGGAUUUUAAUUUUUCUUUAACUCGUUCGAGUCAGACCGUCAAACAUGAGCGAGUUGACUGAGAUACAAUCGUUUUACAAGGGGAAGACCAUUUUUAUAACCGGGGGAACCGGUUUGAUGGGAAAAGUCCUCAUCGAGAAGUUACUCUACAGUUGCAGCGAGUUGAAUAAAAUUUAUGUCCUGAUAAGAUCGAAAAGAGGCCGAACGCCCGACAUACGGGUCGACGAUAUGUUUAAAUUACCGAUGUUCGAGAGAGUGAGGAAAACGAAGCCGUACAUUCUGAAGAAGGUGGUGCCGUUGGCUGGGGACGUGAACACGGAAAACUUGGGAUUAUCUAACGAGCAACUGCAAACGUUGAUAGAGGAGACCGACAUACUGUUCCACUGUGCGGCGACGCUUCGGUUGGAAGCGAAGUUGAAGGAUGCCAUCGAAAUGAACACGAUCGGAACGAAAAGAAUGUUAGAGCUAGCGAAAAAGAUGAAGCAUCUCAAGGCGUUCGUGCAUCUGAGCACUGCAUUUUGUUAUCCCGAUUUAGAGGAGCUCGGCGAAAGGGUGUACGACGCGCCGGACGAUCCUCACGAUAUCAUGCGAUUAAUGCAGUGGCUGGACGAAGCUGCCAUCGACCUCAUCACACCCAAAUUGUUGGAUCUUCAUCCGAAUACUUACACAUAUUCGAAGCGGUUGGCCGAGAAACUGGUAGCCGACGAGUACUCUAAUUUAGCCUGCUGCAUCGCCAGGCCGUCGAUCGUAACUCCAGCCUGGGCUGAACCGCUGCCAGGAUGGGUAGAUAACCUGAACGGACCGGUCGGACUCAUGGUCGGCGCAGGGAAAGGUGUUAUAAGGUCGAUGCACUGCAAGGCGAACUAUCACGCAGAAGUGAUACCAGUCGAUCUGGCUAUCAACGCGUUGAUCUCGAUUUCCUACAGGAUAGCCACCGCCUCGGAAAAGUCGAAGAAUAUACCGGUGUUCAACAUUACGCAAAGCGGCGUGAUGCCGAUCACUUGGGGAGAGGUACUGGAGAAGGGAAAGAAGAUUGCUUACGAAAAUCCGUUCGAGGGGCAGAUAUGGUACCCGGACGGCGACAUUCGCAGCAGCAAGUUCGUGCACAACCUCUUCGUCUUCUUCUUCCAUAUAAUUCCAGCUUACUUCAUCGAUUUCCUCCUGUUGAUAUUCCAGCAGAAACGAUUCAUGGUCCGCCUUCAGAAACGAAUCUCGGUGGGGCUCGAGGUGUUGCAGUACUUCACCACGCGAGAGUGGGUCUUUCACAACACGAAUUUGCUGAUCAUGUGGGGCGAAAUGAGUAAGGGGGACAAAGAGAUUUUCCCGAUAGACCUUCAGGCGAUCGACGAUAUGGCGUACAUCAAAAUUUGCAUCUUAGGCGCGCGACAGUUCUGCAUGAAGGAGAAUUUAUCUAGUUUACCUAAAGCCCGAAGGCAUCAGACUAUAAUGUACAUUGUGCAUAUAAUCGCCGUGUAUUUGUUCUACUUCGGGGUGCUCUAUUUGAUUUACAAGAACUUCGAGAUCGCCAGGUUCUGCGUGCAUUCCGUCGCGGAUUCUGUCGCGGCUCUGCCGAUUCUGAACGGAGGAGUUCGGAAGAUCCAGCAGUGAGAGUUCCGCGUUGAUCGCUCGGUGGUCCACGGUUUCGCCGUGUUUCUUGCGAGAGAGGCAGUUGUUUUGGGAGAUGGUAUUGAGUGUUUCAUAAGUAAGUAGGCCAAGGCGCGUUGGACCAAGUCGAGGCAAUUCUGGCAACAUUUUCAAGGACACUCUUCUCGCGGCUACACUUUUCUACAAUAGAAUUUCAGCGGAAUUUCUCAUUCUCGAUUAACGGUUCCGACCGCUCCAUUCAGGAAGAUUCACUUUCAUUGGGAGAACGUUCUUCAGGUGAUGUCACGACCUUCUAUGCGUGUGUCCGUAUCAUUCUGUUGUUUAUAGUCCAAAUUGAUGCGAGCUGUGAACGUUUGUCCGAUAUUAAUUGAUCGUGAUACGCGUGAAGAUUCAUUUACGUAAACACACGUUAUCUUUUGAUUUCAAAGUCACGGUUACCACACGCCCUUCUCUGUACACAGAAACUGUUAUUAUUACUAUAAUUUUAUACAAUAAACUGAGCAGGUUUUCUAGCCUACGAAAAGAC
Messenger RNA from Nomia melanderi (Alkali bee), 2259 nucleotides. Its product is annotated as putative fatty acyl-CoA reductase CG5065. Gene Ontology annotation, cellular component: peroxisome. NCBI's taxonomy places the organism in Eukaryota, Metazoa, Arthropoda, Insecta, Hymenoptera, Halictidae. Gene Ontology annotation, molecular function: alcohol-forming very long-chain fatty acyl-CoA reductase (NADP+) activity. The record is from RefSeq and is a predicted model, not a curated record. Gene Ontology annotation, biological process: long-chain fatty-acyl-CoA metabolic process.